Molecule: messenger RNA, 2237 nt
Organism: Drosophila montana
Lineage: Eukaryota; Metazoa; Arthropoda; Insecta; Diptera; Drosophilidae
Gene: PIG-T
Product: phosphatidylinositol glycan anchor biosynthesis class T
Exons: 2
Coding region: 96-1982 (628 amino acids)
Biological process (GO): attachment of GPI anchor to protein
Cellular component (GO): GPI-anchor transamidase complex
Source: RefSeq, a predicted model, not a curated record
GUUGAUAUAUCGAUAACAUAUCAACUUCCCUUUUUAAUUUGUAUCAUAAUAAUUACAUAGUAGUAUUAAUGAGCAUUUACUGCUGCUGCAUCUAAAUGACCACUGCAUUGGCAUUCUUUUUGCUGCUGCUGUUCACGCCGCUCGCGCCACCGGCUCUGGCUCAGAUCCACCAAUCCCAAUACCAUACCGAUGAGCAAUUUCAUGAGGAACUGGUGGUGCGGCCACUUGCCGGCGACCAUGUAAACACAUACUUUCAAUUCACCACACGUUGGCACUAUGGCACUCGCAACAAUCUUUAUCACACACAGCUGACGCCGCGCGUCAUUGCCGAAAUACUGCAAACGUACGAUGUGAAAGAGCUGCACAUAGGCCUGACCCAGGGACUAUGGCGAUACGAGACUUGGGGCUAUCCCAUUGUUGAGGCAACCGGUGGCGCCGAGCUUUGGGCCUGGUUUAGUUCACCAAAUCUGACUAGCGAGGAUGUCGACAAACAAUGGAUGCGAUUGGCCAAUGUCUUCUCCGGCGUACUCUGUGCCUCGCUCAAUUUCGUCGAUAAUGCCAAUAGCAUAGCACCAAAGCAUUUAUUCCGUCCACAGUUUAUGCAUCUGGGCAAUCAGAGCCAGCAGUUCGUGCGCUACGCGACGCUGCCGCGAGAAAUUGUCUGUACUGAGAACUUGACACCAUGGAAAAAGUUGCUGCCCUGCGGUAGUGCCUCGGGCCUGGCUACUUUGCUCAACUCGGGCUAUGUCCAUAAUACUAAAUACCAUUCCCUGGGCGUUAAAGUGCGUACAUUGUGCGACAGCAACGACCCAAACAAUUGCAUUGUGGAGCUGACACAAACGGCUAAUCUGGUCUACGAUUUAAAACUGCUGGAGCAGAGCAGCACUGACUUCUCUCUGCGCCGUCUGUUCGGUAUGGGCCUAAACGGUUACUGCGAGCUGGCCACCAGUAGCAAUAUUUAUGUGCAGCGCAACGAGCAGGGUGAACGCUUUCAAUUGGUGCCACCACCACAACACGAGCUGACGAGCACAGUCGGUGGCUAUUCCGUUCUAUAUGGCGUCUAUGAUAUGCAACAACAGUUUGCAGGUCCUGGUGCGCGACUCUUCAACAUUGCCUGGGUGGGAGCUAAGGGAAACAGCAACAGGGAGCAAACGUUGCCGCCACCGCUCUAUGCGCAUCGCUAUCUAAUGGGCAAUGGCCAGAAGCGCGGACGCAUUGCCACUGAGGUGACCAACACCCAUUACGAGCCCCUUCCUGUUGUGCUCAUGGAGCUGGUGCCCUGGUAUGUGCAUGCCUAUCUGCACACGUUGCGUCUACGCAGCAAGCCGCAGCAUCUUCACGAGUACAGGGAUAAGAGGUUGAAGUUCAAACUGUUGCAUUAUGCGCCUGGCAAGCAGCGCGAGUUGCCCACACACCUGGAAAUUGGUUUUGUGCUGCCUGCACAGAGCAGCGCCCUGAUUACCAUUGAAGUGGACUAUCUGCUGCUUAAAUGGCUUGAAUAUCCGCCGGAUGCCAAUCAUGGUCAUUAUAUUGGCGCUGCCGUCAUUAGUAGCCAGCUGCCCAUUGGACGCAACUAUACGGCCCUGCCGCUGGAGGGGCAUCUCUUCAAGGACUCAUUCAAUGCCUCGCGUGCCUCAUAUAUACUGACAUUACGCACCGAGGCACUGAUUGUGUCGCUGCCCACGCCCGACUUCAGCAUGCCGUACAAUGUCAUCUGUUUGGCGUGCACCGUGGUGGCGCUGGCCUUUGGGCCCAUACACAGUGUCGCCACCAAGUUGAUCAUUGUGGAGCGCCAAACGACCAUACCGCGCAAUCUGCUGCGUAAGCUCUUCCAUAAGCUGACUAAUCGUGCUGGCAAGCGUUCGCCAGAUGCUGUUGGCGAUCAGCCGCUGAAACGGACACCAGCGGGGGAGGAGGAGGUCAAGCAGCAGCCAGAUCAGGCGGAAAGUAAUCAAUCUUGUGAUAAGCAGGUGCCCAUGUGAUAAACCCGGCAAGCGUUUGAGAGCGAGAGAGAGAUAGAGGGAGGGAGAGGGAGAGAGAGAUACACACGAUUGAUAGAAGCAGGGGAGAUAGGGAAAGUGGACAAGAGAUACUCGUAAGCAGCACCUAUUUAGGCAGCUGUUUCAAACAUAUUCCAAAGUACGCCAGUCAUUUUGAUACAUAUGCUAUUUAAAGAACUUUGGCAUGUCCUGAUUAUCCGUUACACGAAUAAAACGCUCCAUGUUCAUGUCCAUUUA